Messenger RNA from Xenopus tropicalis (tropical clawed frog), 3251 nucleotides. RefSeq lists its product as uncharacterized. The transcript is spliced from 2 exons. The record is from RefSeq and is a predicted model, not a curated record. Gene Ontology annotation, biological process: activation of innate immune response. Lineage: Eukaryota; Metazoa; Chordata; Amphibia; Anura; Pipidae. The coding region runs from base 830 to 2629 and encodes 599 amino acids. Gene Ontology annotation, molecular function: RNA binding; double-stranded DNA binding.
GGUAUAGGAUAGAUCUUCUGGAUCAGAAUACUUUUCCUUUUUAGGUUACCGCUCUUCCCAACACAUCCCAUUUGGCAUUAUCCAUGCACCUAUUCAGUAGCUGAAUUCCUAGCCAAUUAACAUGGGUUAUAAAUCUAGAUUUAGACUAAGCUACGCUAAAACUUAAAAUUGGUUUCAUUGUUUUCUACAGCCACGGGUUCUACAUAUUAUAAAGCAGACUUCACCAUUCGGGAACUAUCGAAUCUACUUUUAUUCCUCUGCCAUUAGUCAGUUACAAGUCGCUUGGUGCGACACAACUAGGGGAUUGCCAAAUAACCUUUAAUAGAAGAUAGAUAUUGAAUAUGCUAUAUGCAGGGCUACACACACACAACCUAUUACAUGGAAUUAGCCAUAGUGCCUUUAUUUAAAAGUGGAACCCCAAGCCUAGGCAUAGUCAGCCAUGUGCUUAUAGCCACACAUAAUGGAUAAAUUGGGGUUCUGUACUAGCAAACUCAGAUUAUUCAUUGCAACAACCAACCACCCACAUGCAAAGGCCUCUAAUGAAAUAAAUGCAUUAUUGGAGGACAAGCAUAAUAAAAACAACCUACAGCUAUCAGGUGUGUGUGAGUAGUCAAACCCCAACCUUGCUGGGGUUUCAUUUUACUCCAAAGCAACCAAUCAGCAAUUCAUUCUCACUUCAAGACUGAAUGAAAACAAAAGUCUCAUUGGUUGCUGGGUUUAUUACUCCUGGGUAAAACUUGACUCCAGUUCUGUGAAUUCUACCCCUGCCUCAGGGAGCUCUGCAGGCCCUUCCAGGGCCAAGGGAAAGGAAUACCUUGGAAAAAAGAAAAUGGCUCAGGAUAACAGGUGCCGCCCAGGUAUUAAGGCCAGUAGCAGCACCCAGUUCUGUGGCAGUUACGUCAAGGAGAAGAUUUUGGAAUUCUCUGAGCUAUUUGGAAAUUUGGAAGCCGACUGUGUGGUGCUGAGGAGGAGGCUGCAGAAAAAGAGAGCCGAGUGCAAGAAAGCCUUUAGCCUGAAGAGAGAGCAGAUAAGGAGGGACAUUGCCGAGCUGCAGGAGUUGCUGGAGGAGAAGGCCACCCGUUUGUGCCAGCUGAGGACACAAGUGAGGGGCUUGGAAGAGAAAUACGGGGAGGGGAAAGUGGAUGAUUUUCAGGAAUUUCAGAAGGACAUUGAACAAUGUAAGAGGUUUUGUGACAGCAAAUCGGAAGAGGAGAGUGAUGGUCCUACAACGACCCAACUUGAGUCAUCGAGUGAAGAUUCACUCACAUCAAAGACCCAUCAAGAGGAAAGUGUGGGGUCUUCGUGUAAUUAUGAACAUAUUCCAACCUCGCCACUAUUCACUGAAAACUCUGAAACGGAUCAAGUAAAUGGAGUAGAGUCUAAAAGAACCGAUGUUGCCACAACCAUUGCAACCAAUCUAAAUGGGUCUCCUCCUGUUCAGAACAUCAUCUCAGAAAGCCAAUUGCUGGUUCCUUUAAACUCAGAAGCAACUGCGAUUCAGAUAUUGGAUGAACCCCAUAUGGAGAGUGUAGGUAAAACACCUACAGAUCCAGUGAUAUGCGGACAGCAAGGUGCAGAAGCAACACUGCCUGCACCUUCCCAAGUUGGGGGGCCAUCUAACAUGAAUCAAGGCUUUAGUAAUGACGUUAGGCCUCUUGACGAUUCACUGAAUAUGAAAAGCUGCCCUCGACUUAGCUUGGAGCCUCCUUUAUUGGAUCCACAGGGUUCCAAAGAGUCCUUGGUGCUUGGCCCACAUGAGACUUUCAGUAGAAGAGCCAAUGCCACACAAGGUGCUUCCUCUACCAUGAAAAAACGCAACGUGGCUCACAUUAGGUGGAAUGGGGAAGGUAACCCCCCUGAGCGAAGUGCUGUCAUUGAUAAAGUCCUAGCCAUGGGAUUUGUUCCUUCAGACUUGUAUGCAGUCAUACACCCCCAUAGAAUCCCUGAGUACGAUAUCAGUUUUGUGGAGUCUCAAGAUCUUAGCAGAUUUUGUGAGGCUUUUGAGCAGCACAAAUAUGAAGCAACGUGGUUGGGCUUCUCGGCUGAACCCAUUACUAGAUCCCAGGUGUGUACUGUAACCAUACUGGUACGCAACGAAUCCCUUCCAGUAAAUGAUUUGACCGUUUGGCUUAGCAGGUAUGGAGACCUUAUAGGCGCACCCACUAAAACUCUCGACGAGAGAAAGAUUUGGACUGGUGGGUGGAAAUGUCAAAUGAGGCUCAAGCAAAUAAAUAACGUCAUUCAGCACAUUCCUAGAUCUGCUUAUUUGGGGAGAGACCGGAUCAUGUGUUUUUACAAUGGGCAGCCCAAAAAUUGCUUUAAGUGUGGGUCCGAUGAGCACCCCAGUAUAUCAUGUUUAGUCACCAAGUGCUCCCGGUGCCACACAACUGGUCAUGCCACUAAGACUUGCAAUAAUAUUAGGUGCAACCUAUGCAGUCUGUUAGGCCACACUUACAGUAGAUGCCCCCAGGCAUGGCACAAUACAGGUGCAACUUGUGUGACUCCACAGCAGGAAACUAAUAAACAACCAACAAUUAUUCAAGGGGAUCGAGUAGCAGCGGUUUCAUGUGCUCAGCAACAAAGCCACGUUGCAAAAGAAUGUCUACAGUUUUCUUCAGAAGAGGUGUAAACAUCACAAAGAGAUAGAGAUGAGACUGGGAUAGUACGAGAGUCCGAUAGAAAGAAAAGAAGGAUGGAGGAUUGUUCUGGUAAUGGGGUUACAGAAGAACCAGAAUCCCACAUCCAGUAGGUUAGAACUUCUGCUCACAAUAUAAAAUACCUUAAAAAGAGAAUAUGUGAAGGAGAAACAAUAGAUAAGUCUACAUCACAUGUACUAUGUGUAGUAGACAAAAAAUACCUGAUCUUCUAUGGAGCAAAAGACAUGGACAGGGAGUAAAAACCAUGGAGCAGUUUAUAGUAACCCCCAAUGCAGUGUAUUGAUGCUCGUACUGCAGCCCUUGCUAUAUUGCAUUAUGCUUAGUAAGUUGUGCUUUUGGCUAAUAUCACCUAGUGGAGUUUUAAGCUCAGUAAGACAGUUAUAUGUUUUACAACAGCUGGUAUGAAUAGACAAGGGUGUCUAAAGGGGAAGUAAACAUUUGUAAUGUAAAUGUUAUCUGUGCAUUUCAUGUGAAAAGUUAACAUAGGAUGCAAAAGGUGGGGAGAGGGGAGAAAUACUGUAGUCCUUCAGUAUGUGUGACUGAUCCAUAAGCAUGACUCCAUUGUUACUGAAGUAUAGAUUCAGUUUACCUUAA